This is a messenger RNA of Dunckerocampus dactyliophorus (ringed pipefish), 1622 nucleotides long. It is a transcript of the gene natd1, whose product is annotated as protein NATD1. The transcript is spliced from 3 exons. Bases 69 to 404 code for a protein of 111 amino acids. The record is from RefSeq and is a predicted model, not a curated record. Lineage: Eukaryota; Metazoa; Chordata; Actinopteri; Syngnathiformes; Syngnathidae.
CUGCAGAGUCCAGUAAACAAUUCUCGUCGUGUUCUUUCUUUUUUGCCCCCCCCCCUUUCCCCGUUGCGAUGGCUCAGACGGCACAGGCCAAUGUCUUCGACGCCAACAACCCUCACAUCCAGGUGGAACAUGAUAAAAAGCGUCGACAGUUUGUCAUAAGACUAAACGGGUCGCACGAUCGUGCAGUUCUUCUGUAUGAAUACGUUGGGAAAAAGACAGUGGACUUGCAACACACUGAAGUUCCAGAUGCUUACAGAGGGAGAGGAAUUGCCAAACACCUGGCAAAGGCGGCCAUGGACUUUGUGGUGGAAGAAGAUCUGAAAGCUCACCUGACCUGUUGGUACAUUCAGAAAUACGUCAAAGAGAAUCCUCAACCUCAGUACUUUGAACACAUUUAUCAAUGACCUCACAUGGUGCCAAAAGACGGGGGAGAGAGACUCUCAGGAGAGAAAUAUGGAAAGGAUUUACAUCCAACAAAGGACUUUCCAGGCAUUGUUAGACGGUGCCAGAUGACUUUAAUGCUGAGUCGACUGGUAACAUCUGUCCGCAACCAGGGAGGGGAUUGCCCCCUAAACAGAAGAAAGACAGAAAUCAGUGGACUUGAGCCAACAAACUGGACCAAGUUCAGUCGAGUAUGAGAUGGAAAGCUUCAGGAUGUAAAUUCAACACCUGCAUGUAUUAAAAGAAAUGGGAGCGGCAUUUAUUUUCAUAUUUCUGUCCUUAAGGCUCACAGGUAGCGGGCAUGUCUGUCCAUCUUUUUGUUGGAAUUUGGAUUUUGUUUAUCAUUUUCACCUAUGACGUAUAAAUACAAAUGCCAGUAGUAGUAAGCUUGCUCGUGUAAGACACAAAAGGAGCAAUUCCAGCUAAAGGUGUAUUUUGGCCUGAUGACAAUUUGUCACAUCUUCAGAUAGUUAAUCAAGUUUUUUAUUUUUUAUUUUCUUGAGUUAAAAUUACUUUAGUUGCAAAUCUUGAGAAUAUUCAAGAUUUGAUAUAUGAUUUGAUUGAAUUGAUGUAUUUACCUGAACUUCUUAUGUUAGCCUGUAGUGACCCAGUCAUUCCAGAAAUACUUGCAGAGUCACUGACUUGGAUUCACACUAUUUAAAUUUUGGACUCGAGAAAGACAAUAGAGAUGAAACUUAAGGACUCAAGUCUUUUCCUCCCCAUUCCAUUUCCUGGCACUUCAGUGUAAGAAUGGACUAAUCCUGUGUCUCAACUCAAACCAGCAUUGAAUACUGCACUGCUGUGUUCAGGGCAUUUUUAUUUGCAUUAAGCCACAUCCUUUGUUGAUUCUGGACUUGAAACUGAGCAAACCUUACUGCGUUUCUAUUGUUGGAUUUCCGAAUGAUGGGUAUUGUGUUAUGAAAAUUGGCUUCACGGGAGCCUUUCGCUGUUGACAAUCUGAGAUGUUGAAGGAGAAACCAACCUCAGGAAACUCCGCACACACUACUAGUGAGUAGGUGGCAAACACCUAUUAAUAGCAAGGCAAUAUUUCAUUUCAUUCUAUGUGUUUGUGUGUUUUCUUGAAAGCAAAAUGAUGUAACUUUUGAACAUUUCUCUUUACUAUAUGGGUGAAAAAGUGUAUUCUGUUUUUUGCUUGACACUUUAUUGUCUGAAUAAAGUAA